Callorhinchus milii (elephant shark) is the source of this 2640-nucleotide messenger RNA. RefSeq names its product oxidative stress responsive serine-rich 1 (gene oser1). Lineage: Eukaryota; Metazoa; Chordata; Chondrichthyes; Chimaeriformes; Callorhinchidae. Gene Ontology annotation, biological process: cellular response to hydrogen peroxide. The record is from RefSeq and is a predicted model, not a curated record. The coding region runs from base 133 to 1017 and encodes 294 amino acids. The transcript has 4 exons.
CUCUUCCUCCCUCCCCGUACGUGUUGAUGAGGUGAGACCCCGCGGCCUGAGUCUCUCAGGAUCCGGCUUCCACAGCCAGCGGCCAUAAAGAGGGGGCGAGAGGUAGCGUCGCCUGAAGCUGUUGCUGCCAACAUGGAGUCGGAGGGGAAAGGCGGCGAGGAUGAAGAGAGCCUUCAAAUGGCGUUCAAAAAGCUAAAGGUGGACUCUGAGAGUGCUGCGGCUGCGUCAGUCCGAAUAAAUGCAGAAACGCCAACUCCUAGGCCGUGUGUGCGAGGCAGCCCUGAAGUAGCUAAGCCGAGGCUGGUGUGCUCAUCGAAGGAAAGCUGGCAUGGGUCGACCAGAAAGCCUGCACGAGGUGUCAUAAGAACCCAGCGCAGAAGACGCUCCAAGUCGCCUAUUCUCCAUCCUCCCAAGUUCACGUACUGCAGUUCUGCCUCUUCCGCCCCCAACUGUCAGGUGAAGCACGCCAGCCAGGCUGACAGCUACCAGGGGCUGAGCACACAGUCUCCCAAAGACUGCUGUAAAGCCGGACAGUCUGACCCCGUGUUCGGCGCUAAAGUCCCCAGUGUCUUCCGUCUGGAGUCUCCAGAAGCUUCUGCUGGUGGAAGCGUCACCGAGCCCAGCAGCGAGGCCCUGGGGGAAGCUCCCAAAUUGGCCGCAGCCUUGGAGUCACGCCAGGAGUCCGGCCCCACGUCCGACUUUGAGUCGCUUUCCAAGCUCCACGAGACAGACCGGUGCUGCUGCGAGCAGAAGGAGUGUCGCUGCAAGCCCUGGCAGGAGGUCGAGGUGUACUCCUUCACUGGCCUCCGCAGUGUCAUCUCGGAGUGCGAGAGGGAUAUGCACACGUCACCACAGAGGAGAACUCAGGCUGGGGCCUCGGGUUCCCUGCGGUCCUGCUCCGAGGAAGCCCGAACAUUUGUGGAAGACAUCACAAUCGAAGACCUAUCGGGAUAUAUGGAAUAUUACCUGUACAUUCCCAAGAAAAUGUCACACAUGGCGGAGAUGAUGUACACUUAAGAUGUUAACCCUCAACUCAACAAGUGGCUGCUUUUGUGAACUAACGUGACUGACUGGUAUGAACUGUAUUGGAGAGAAGAGUGGCUUAAAGGAAUUAUGCAAUUUUUGGGGGGAUUUGUUUUUUAAACAUCCUUUUCUGUUUGUUUAGGCCCUCAUUGUAGUUUGCAGUCAUGUUAGUCCUGUGGGUAAGGUGUGACGUUGUUAGACUAAUGUACUUUGCAGCACAGCGGCGGAAUCUGCUUGAGGUUAACUCUUUGCCCAAUAAAGUGAACAAUCAAGUGACUGGGGAGGGAGAGAGAAAAAAACUAUUACUUUUACAUAAGGUGUCUGGAGCAGUGACGCUCACUCCUAAGAGAGGAACACCUGCACUCAGAGAGGAACAAUGUCUCUCAGUGCUUGUUUGGUGACCUUAUAUAUGGUUAUGUUUAUCUGGAGGUCAGAAGUAUUUUCCUGGCAUUCUACACAUAAACAUGCUGAUCAGCCUUCAAUCUGAAGUAUUAACACUGCAUGCCAUGUGAUAUAGACCUAGUCAUAGGUGCCUCAUUCACUAGUCCAGAGUGUUGCACACAAAGGCUCCACCAUCACGCCUUGCAGCCCUCCUCCCUUGCAGUAAGAGUAAGGUUUUUAAGAUUGUGGGAGUGAUUGACUCCCCAUUAUAUGUGCGCAUAGGCCAGGCUGUGUAUUCUAUUAAUAUUGUAUUUGUUGCUGGAUAUGUUUCGGGGGUGGGGGGAGCGAGAGAAACAAAAUCUGAAAAUGUUUAACUUCACUUUCAAACGCAGAACUUCAGUAAGCUCCCCCGGCACACUUAACCCUCCAGUGAAACCCAGACUUGAGCCUUUCCCUACCUAAGGGUGGCCGAAUUCUUCCCCCCCCCCCCCACACCACCCAUUCCCCAUCAAAAUGAACACCUUCCUGGCGUUUGUGCAUGGGUCAAAGGGGUUAUUAGUGUCUCAGUCAGACAUUACGCAAUGUCAGAGUGAGAUUAGUGUCAGGUGGUUGACAGCAUGUGACCGCUGCAUGUUAAUCUAAUUUGUGUUCAGGAACACUAAUAAUUCAGUGUAAACUAAUUGCCUGCCGUAUGACUCCAUGUGUAACACGCCUGACCCACAAGUGAGGCCUUUGAAUCCUACGUGUCUCGAUUUAAGAUCCUGCACUGUUUGAAGUUGCUCCUGGAAUCUAGUGCACAGUCUAAUCACAAUAGCUCUUUUUUUUAUUUAUUUAAGAUCUUAUUUAACUAUAAGUGUAUGACAGCAAUAGGAAUUGCCAAUUUCCAUCGUUCAGAAAAAAAAGCCAGUGUGCACUGAUGAACAGCUACUACCUUGUGGCGACUUUUAUUUUCUUAUUCGCUAGGAUUGCUGCAUCUUAAUUUUUCUCUCGAGGAAAGCUUUAGCUAAUCGGAAUGUCAUUUGAUUGAAUUGCAGCUGCAUGGUCCUUUUACCAUUGAAUUGAUCAGUCCACCCAAUGGACGGACUGACUAACUGGUUGAGUUUGAAUCCAAUCCACACCAAUGGAAUGCAGGUCUCUCCACUUCUCUGCUGGGAUGAAUUGGGGGGCAGUCAUAACAACCAACAGAAAACCAAUUACAUUUGUAUAUAGCACCCUUCAUGUCCUCUGCCUCACCCA